GGAAACCAUGUGUCCUGCCCAGGAAACCCCAUGUGUUUGCAGAGACAGAGACUCACUGUCGACCUGGAAGUGGAACUUCUUAACAGGGCAUUCUUAAUCUGAAAAGCAAGUCAUUCAGAUAUAUUUUAGUGACCACUGAAGCUGACAUUGUGUAGAAACACACACACACAGCCUUGCGUCAUGACCCGCAAGCAGAAGAAAUCUGGAAAGAAACACAAACAUAGCAAGAAAAGAGAUGCAAAAAGACGGGGAAAGAAGGAUCCAGGAGUGCCCCAGUUAUCACACUUCAAAGAACAUGUGAAAAAGAGGGAGCAUGUCAAAAAGGAAGCAGCACUAAAGCAGAAGAAGGUUGCAGAACUGAAGGAACGGCAGCGCAUGGCCCGGCAACAGGAAGUCAGCAGGUUCCGGAGUCUAGAGGGUCUUCAGAAGGAUGCCCUGAUGAGGCAAAAGCAAUUUGAACAAAAGGAGGUAGAUCUGAAGCAACUGGCCAAACAUGCCCUGCUGGAGAAAGACAGCUCCUGCAAAGCCUAUUAUAAGGAGUUCAGGAAGGUAGUGGAAGCUGCUGAUGUGAUCCUAGAAGUCCUUGAUGCCCGGGAUCCUCAAGGUUGCCGCUGCCCCCAAGUUGAACAGGCAGUGGUGCAAGCAGGAGCCAACAAGAGGCUAGUACUGGUGCUGAACAAAAUAGAUCUGGUGUCUAAGGAUAUUGUAGCAAAGUGGCUGAAGUACCUGAGGAAUGAAUUUCCUACGGUAGCGUUUAAAGCCUCCACGCAGCAGCAGAGCAAAAACCUGCAACAAAGCCGAGUGCCAGUAACCCAGGCUUCGGGUGACCUGCUCAGCAGUGGCGCCUGUGUCGGGGCAGACUGCCUCAUGAAGGUGCUGGCAAACUACUGCCGGAACCAGAAUGUCCGGACAACCAUCACUGUCGGAGUUGUGGGCUUCCCAAAUGUCGGGAAGAGCAGCUUGAUCAACAGCUUGAAGAGGAGCCGGGCCUGCAGCGUUGGUGCCACACCUGGCGUCACUAAGUGCCUGCAAGAGGUGCAUCUGGACAAACACAUCAAACUCCUGGACUGUCCGGGGAUUGUCAUGGCUUCUCCCACCUCUGAUGCUGUCAUGAUCCUACGAAACUGUGUUAAGAUAGAGCGACUGGUCGACCCAGUUAGUCCAGUGGAGGCCAUUUUGAAACGGUGCAACAAGCAGCAGAUUAUGCAGCACUAUGGUGUGCCAGAUUUCCAAGACACGAUGGAGUUCCUGGCUCAUUUAGCCAGGCGCCAAGGCAAGCUGAAGAGAGGAGGGAUGCCGGACCAUGAGAAGGCAGCCAAAGCAGUGCUAAGUGACUGGACAAGUGGGAAGAUCAGCUACUUCACACAUCCCCCCGAAACCCACACGCUCCCCACUCACAUCAGUGCAGAGAUUGUGGCAGAGAUGGGCAAGGCCUUUGAUUUUGAAGCCCUGGAACAGGAGAACGAGAAAGCUUUGGCAAAUUUGCCCUUGGGUCCUUUUGGCAUCACCUUGGAGAGCUGUGGCCUCACUAGUGGGACAGAAGCUGAAAUGGAGGAGGAAGGAGGACUGUGCAGUCAAGAAGACGAAGAGACCAAGAUGGAGGAAGACGGAGGUCAAGAGUUUGGCCCCAUGACGAUAGAGCUGAAAGCCAAAAACAAGGCCCUCGUGGAAGCAGAGGAGGCUGUGCCUAGGGCUCCUGAUCUGGGGGAGAUCUCCGCUUUGGACCCUCUGCAGCAGGGCCAGGGUCUGCGGGCAGCAAGCAAGAAGCGCAAGAAACGGCGGAAACGAGCAGAGAAAAUCGCCACCAAACUCUCAGCAAGUCUAACAGCAGCCAUGAAUUUCAGCCUGUCAGAUGACUGAGUUCAGGAGAGAAGAUGGGCACUGGGGGCUCCAUUUUACCUACCUCAGAAAGACCACACCCCACACGGUCAUGAGCAGCAGGAGGGGACUCUAUGCAUCCUACCAUCUUCCCACAUGGUGGUGGGAACUGACGACUACAUGCCUAGGCAAAAACUAAGAGCUGGUGUGCUGAGAAACGUCUUAUUUAAUAGGUUAAAAAUCAGGAGUGCUUUAAAAAUAAAACUGUCAUUGCUUUAG
Molecule: messenger RNA, 2097 nt
Organism: Pogona vitticeps (central bearded dragon)
Lineage: Eukaryota; Metazoa; Chordata; Lepidosauria; Squamata; Agamidae
Gene: GNL3L
Product: G protein nucleolar 3 like
Cellular component (GO): nucleolus
Molecular function (GO): GTP binding
Source: RefSeq, a predicted model, not a curated record